GAAAGGCCGUUAAGGAUCCGGUUUGCUGAUCGCUGCUCAGGGUACAGACCCAGCAACUGUUCAUACGUGUCGGCCUACGUGUACAGAGAGGAUUUGGCCGGCUUAGUCAGGGUUUGUUACUCUCUCUCCAAGGGCCAAUUUCGGCGUAGCCGUCGCUGUUACUUAGAUGCUUGCUUGUUUGUUUUGGGAUUCUUUCGGUGGAUGCUGUCGUGUUGAAAAAAAAUCGUUUUGACUCAGGAGGCUUCACUUACAAGACAAUCUCUCGAAAACGUAACACAUUCAGGGUGGGGUGCCUGCUUCAGUUUCCGUUUUCCAGUCACUUUAUCCUCGUGCAGAAAUCGCACCACGUUUCAUUUUUCCAGAGUUUAAAUCGCAACGGUUUUUCUGAAAGAAAACCCGAUUUCCCUUGGCACACUCUCCAACUGUCCUGGUGAAAAACAGUGUCGAAACCUGAUCAGAUUUACGUUUAACCAGCUUUACAAACAAGAAAGAGAUUUAAACGCAAGGUAUUCGUCGCGAAGCAGCUUCCGAACCUGUCGGACGAACUCCCGCUUGUCAACUGGCUGUCCGGUUUCGAAAGUGGUGAAGACGUGCCUCAACAGCCCGCUCUGUGGAGAGUAAAAGCCUAGGGCUUCAUAAUGGGACUUCGACCGCCGGCGUCUCUGCUUUUUCUUGGUGUUUUACUCUGUGCUUCUUACGUUGUCUUACCCGGGACAGCCACAGAUUCCGUGAUUAUCGGCACCACCUCGUACCCGAUGGGCCGGCGCUCCGCCGAAUGCGCUCGGAUAGUGGCCCAGUCCAAACCCAAACGGCCCAGCUUAGCCAUGGUGCGCUGCAUGAACGCGAUGACUACGUCCCUAGAGCCAGGGUCACCUGUCAUCGCCUCAUACAGCCCCAGUUUCAUCUCCAGAUACGAAGGAGACGAUGUCCUCCUGUCCUGCACGGUCAAGGACAAGGACGACCACACCGUGUCCUGGACGUUCCUGGGCUCCACGCCAAUAUCCCUCUUCCACGAGACAAAUCGAGUCCACCGCGACAGGAGAUUUAAGAUUGAGUCGGACGGCAACAGCACCUACAACCUCCGCAUCACCGGCAUAAUGCGUGAUGACCAAGGCAAGUACCUUUGCCAGGUAAACACCCUGCCGCGGCCAACGACCCUCAACAUCACGCUGCAGGUUGUUGUCGCGCCAGAAAUACUAGGUAUCUUCCCUGUAUCUGGGGCAACGCCCACCUUGGAGAAAAACAACAGCAACCGGUUUGCCUACAACGAGUCCGAUGACGUCAUGCUGACGUGCCAGGCUGUGGGGUCACCAGAACCACGCAUUACGUGGCGAUUCAUGGUGAAUACCAGCUUCAACAUUGUGCUGUCCACAAGCGCCACCUUGAGCAUACCGAAUAUAAAGCGGGAACAGGCUGGUGUCUAUACGUGCACAGCGGAGAACGGUUACCGGGAGUUUCCCAAAGAGCGCUGGAUAACCAUUAACGUGCAGUUCAAACCAGAAGUUGUUGCCGAUGAGCAAGACAUCAGGUGCGGCGAGGGGGACUACCGCCAGCUACGAUGUCAGGUCAAGGCGAUACCGCCGGCUACUUUCACGUGGAUUAAGGAUAAUGAGUUACUAAGUGGGCGAGAUGUCUCCCUAAAAUCGAAGAUGCUGCAGUCCGUAGAUUGCGGGAACAGAACUAGUUUUGUCCUCGUGAGUGUGAAUCCAGAGGCGGACUACGGUGUAUACAGAUGCCAGGCCACGAACAUGCUGGGAACAUCAGAAGAUGUGAUUGAAGUUAGCGGCCGUCUUCGCGAGCCGAAAAUUGUCAGCGAUCCAGUCGGCACCCGGCGCCAUUCUUACAAGCUCGUCUGGGUCAUGGGGAGUCGCACGCAGCAGUUGCAGGGAAUGGCAGGGUACACGCCCAUUGAUGGCUACACGUUGUCAUACUAUGGCUGGUGGUUUCAGGAAAACGAGAUGGGUGAGAUAGAGAAGGUCUUCUCCCACAGCCCUGAGGCUCCCCUGGAGGUUGACAUACCCCAUGACCCGGAACUGGUUCGACAAUCUUACGUCCUCCGUGACCUUAAGUCCAAUGUCCCCUACGUGGCCAUUCUCCGGGGAUACAAUCGAUAUGGCGACGGUGACAGCGUAACAUUCACGUUUAACACAUCACAGGAGAAACCUUCCAGCACUGCACAAGUCAAUACAUGGUUGACAACGACAGCUGCCGCAAAGAAAACGAUUGCUGUAAGAGAACUAACUACUGCUUCAGCAAACCGAGCCAGCUUCGAGCCGUGGAAGAGUGCUGGAUCCUCACAACACUGCGCAUGCACAGAGACUGUCAUCUUCAUCGCAGCCCUGUGGAUACUACUCAGAUCUUCGUAGUUAGUUGUAUCGUACAAACAAGUUCCCCUAAGAGUUUAAUUUAAAAACACUAUAGUCGAAAUCGACAUGUAACUUCGAGGUCUAGAAUCACGUUUCAUACUUGACUUAUUUCCCCUCAACGCGAAGGUUACGGCCUACAGGCAUUGACUUUUGACACUCAACAUAUUUUCGUUCGAUACAUGCUCAAAAAAUUGGAUGAAAAGGAUGCAGGAAGUUAGUACGUCUUACUUUUCCACUAGUAGCUGAUUUGCUAAAGAAGUGCAUAAGAAAUGAUAGCAUAUCAACAUAGGUGAAAUCAGCACUAUCUUUAUAAUCCAAGGAGACCCUUUAACAAUAUGCCUAUUGCACUCACACGUCCGUGAUCUUGACACUUGCGUGCAUUUGGCGUAUCGUAUUUGUUUUUGUUUUUGGUACUCACCGAAUAGGUGCGCCAUAAGCGCACGAGUAUGUGCGCGUUUGACGCAGGACGCGCGUUUAUACCAGCUUGUAUGGUCUUUGCGUACACGCAGAACGCAUGCAUGCAAGAACCCACUUGUAACCACCCGUCUUUCUUUCGCCGAUUGGGGGUGCACUUGAGCUCAGGGCGGAUUAGUUAAAGGGGCAUGUAAUGUGCACGUGUCACUGGUCCUUCAACGGUGAGCCACCACAGUAAAGAGGCUGCUAAUUCCUGUUGUCGAAUUAAACUGUAGGUUUAUGUUUGAUGUACUUCACAUCUCUGCACAUUGCCUUUUGAGGUACGGUGUCCUAGUGGUGUUGGAUAAACAGUUUGACAGCAGCAGGAGGUCCUUCAAUUAAUCCAAGCCAGUUUUGGAAUACCGUUUAUUUUCUAAAAAUUGUCUGAAUAUGGUGUUAAGGUUAAUGGAAAAAAUACGGCACAUGAAGAAAAUACGAAUUUUUGAAGUAUCAAAAACGCUAUCACAUAUCCUUAAAACUGCUAGAGGGAAAAUCAAAGCAUUCUGAAAUUCUGCUUCUUUGUACAUUUUGACCUUUGCUCUAAAACUACUCUAAAAUGCAUUAGACUUAUAAACUAACCCUUUGACACCUGAGCUAAAACAGGUUGAUAAAUAAUAAUAAUAAUAAUUGAUAUUAAUUUAUUCAUUCAUAAAGCGCAAAUUGUAUAUAGAUAGUUCAAAUGCGCUGUACAAUGAAGACAUUAAGCGUCACUGAAUCAGCUCCAGAUCAUAACCUUCACUCUGUGUUGGAAACAUGGAGUUGUUUUCCGUUACAUGAGAAAUUACAAGCUGCCAUGGGCCAUCUAACACUAUAUGUACAUGUAUAUAAUGUGGAAAUGUAAAUGGUUGACUUCCCAGCUGCAAGUCGCUACCGUGCUCAUGCAAUAGCGCCACCACUGCUGGAACCAGGCGCUGCAUUAGCCAUUGCCAGAGGAUAUCAAGAGUUACCAAUUGGAAGGGGCUGGAGAUUCUGAAAACACAAUGUGGGCCCCGAGAAAUUGAAAUCGGGAUAAUGGAAAUAGAACUAAAAAACAAGGGAAAAAAAACCCCAAAAAAAAGGCAUCGGUAUGAAUCGGCGAUAAAAGCUCUUAGUCCUUUUGAAUAAUAUGUUGCACACUGCAUGGUAUUUCUAAGUCAAAUGUUAAUUGGGUAAAUUUAAUAUAAAUAGGGACUUAUACAUUCUGUGAAACAAAAUAUAUUCUGGCCAAGAACAGGAAAAGUGGCAUAAGGAAAAGUAAGUGUGGGGUAAAUUCAAAUUGAGCAAGAAAUAGGCCUUGUUCAGAUUUAAAUAACAUCAAGAGAUAUGAUUGGUUGCAGCAAUCUCCUGCGUGAUGCAGAGAAUUUAAAAGGCUCAUUUUUACAUGUGUGUAAAAAAUUGUAUGGUGAAUUAAAAAUGGGCUAUUCUGUUCUACCUGCUUUUGUUUUGUGAGUGAUAUUGUGACCAUUUCUUUUAAUUAAAACUGUCCGGACAGUAAUCUCUGGAUGUAAUGGCUGAUAAACACGUAUUUCUACUCGGAAAAGUUCAAUCUAAUUUGAAAUCUGAGUGAUCCUAUCUGGCUUACUUCCAUCUAUACAUUGUCAGUAUUAUUCAAUUUUUAAUCACGAUGGUAAUGCUCUUUGAAUAGAAUACAAACUGCGAAAAUAUUUAAAUGAUUGUUACUGUAAUGACCUCAAAGCUCCUUACGUCGUUCGUGCAACAUCUCAAGAGGUGUUACAAAUGGUGUAGUGUUCAUUGUGCAAAUGAGCGAAAUUUAUUUAGUGAUGAAGGAGAUGCAGCACUAUAACAUGCUUGGUUGAUGCUUCAAUAACAGUGAAUCCUAUACUUGUGGCACAAAAUUGAUAGUUUUAAGACAUAAACCAACAACUUUUUUUCUUUUUUUUUUUGCGUGUAAAAUGCAUCUGGUGCACAAAAUAAAGAACUGAAUAUCUAAGUAUCUUUCUUAAGUACAGUUAAACGGGAAACCUCCGUUGGUGUAAUAAACUAAUUUUCACAACUACUACAAA
Acanthaster planci (crown-of-thorns starfish) is the source of this 4822-nucleotide messenger RNA. Its product is annotated as opioid-binding protein/cell adhesion molecule homolog. The record is from RefSeq and is a predicted model, not a curated record. Lineage: Eukaryota; Metazoa; Echinodermata; Asteroidea; Valvatida; Acanthasteridae. Gene Ontology annotation, molecular function: protein binding; axon guidance receptor activity. Gene Ontology annotation, cellular component: axon; neuronal cell body; plasma membrane. Gene Ontology annotation, biological process: synapse organization; homophilic cell-cell adhesion.